AUGGCCCUUUAUCGCGCUUUCGCGCUUCUGGCCGCAACUCCAUUCGUUCUGGGCUCGUCCGACGACCCCCUUCCUCCGGUGCCUGACAACCACGAUGUCCUACAAUACGUCGAUCCACUCAUUGGAAGUGCAAAUGGAGGUAUCUGCUGCUCUGCGAAUUGCCUCGGUGCUUAG
Molecule: messenger RNA, 174 nt
Organism: Aspergillus melleus
Lineage: Eukaryota; Fungi; Ascomycota; Eurotiomycetes; Eurotiales; Aspergillaceae
Exons: 1
Coding region: 1-174 (57 amino acids)
Source: RefSeq, a predicted model, not a curated record